AUGCCUGGGACUAGGCCGAGAUGGAUGCUGCAUGUGCAGGCCGUAUUUUGGAGGUUCCUCAUGGGAAUUGGCAUGUCUCUCCACAAAAUGGCACGACCUCGGCCAUCUCGACCUACGUUUCAUAGGGACAUCGACGCGACUGUCUCCCCCCUCAAAGGCACAUUUCGACUCCAUUUCUACGUACCGAAGGACUACAAACGCUACAAAAAGCUCAAGGGAAACAAAAAAUACCCUUGUGUAAUCAACUUUCACGGUGGAGGAUUCGUCUUGGGAACAGCACAAGACGAUGCCCGCUGGUCCAACAUCGUUGUCGAAGAAGUCGGCGCCGUCGUUGUCUCGGUCGCAUACCGCCUCGCGCCAGAGUUUCCAUUUCCUACCGCCGUAGAAGAUGGUGCAGAUGCGAUACUGUGGCUCGCGCAACACGCAGAGGAGCUUAUGUUGGAUUCAGAUCGGUUUGCAGUAUCAGGUUUCUCUUCAGGAGGCAACAUGAGCUUCACGGUACCCUUGUGCCUGCAGGGCGAGCUCUUCGAUCGAACACCGUCUGGCGCACAAAUUAUCGAUGGUCGAGCGGGUAGCGUGCCGAACGCCGUCAUCCAGCCUCCACCAACCACACACUCGACUGCUACUGCAUCCGGCUCAACCUCACGUGUACCACUCAUGCGCCAGCAGUCGCGCCUCGACCGAAUCGCAAUGCUUCGCCAGACAGGCGCAUCGUCGCUAUCCCUCGUUUCGUCAUAUAAAGAUGGACCAGCAGUGUCGAUUAUGACACAGGGAAACAACAGUAUAGUUAAAAUCAGAGGGAUAGUAUCCUUCUACCCACCCACAGACUACACAGUCACUCGUGCACAACGAAGGGCCACAUGCGCACGCGCAGACCAGAACCUCCCCGCUGUCUUCACGGAACUCUUCGACGACUCGUACCUCCAACCGCCCUCCCUCGAUCUCGCACACCCGUGGCUCAGCCCUGGGCAAGCACCGACCCACAUGCUUGAAGCUCUGCCAGACGAUAUCGUGAUGUUCUGCUGCGAAUGGGAUAUGCUGCUCGCAGAGGGCGAACGGUUCAGAGACAAGCUGCAGAAGGACCUGGGCAAGCGCGUGCACUACCACUGUGUGCCCGGGCCGCAUGGCUGGGACAAGGCGCCAAAUCCGCUGAGAGAGUCACCCGGUGCGAGGCAGCAGUAUCUUGUUGCUUGCAGGGAGUUGAGGAGAAUGUUUGAGAUCGACGAAGAUGAGGAGGAACACGAACAUGGUGCGGACAUGCCGUGUAGAAAAUAUCACAAGUCUGUAGAUAUGGGGAAGCUGCAGGUACCGCCAAGGUAG
Messenger RNA from Ascochyta rabiei, 1320 nucleotides. RefSeq lists its product as uncharacterized. The coding region runs from base 1 to 1320 and encodes 439 amino acids. Lineage: Eukaryota; Fungi; Ascomycota; Dothideomycetes; Pleosporales; Didymellaceae. The record is from RefSeq and is a predicted model, not a curated record. The transcript has a single exon. Gene Ontology annotation, molecular function: hydrolase activity.